CGGGGCGUCCGCAGAGAGCCAGAGCGCAGCAGCGGCAACAGCAGCAGCAAGCCCGCCGAAGUUGAGUGCCAAGCGGCGUGGCAGAGGCCGGUGCGCGGCGGCCGCCGGGGGAGGCUGCUGGGGGGCGCGUCUCCCCGGGGGGAAGCGCGCCGGCUCCUGAGCGGGAGGAAAGGGAACGAGAGAGGGGCAGACUCACCUCAGCGCAAGCGGGUCAAGCGGGGCCACAGCCCGGGCAGCGCGGCCGACAGCAGGGUCACUUGCGGGGCGCGCGCGCCGCUGCCGCCGCCGUUCCACUGCUCGGGGCGCCCUGGCCGGGGGGAUGCCCCCCUGCGGGCUCGGAGACUAGCCCGGCCGCCUGGUGCAUGGCACAGCUAUGGAGGUGGUGGACGAGAAGGAGGCUCUGCGGCGCUUCUUCGAAGGUCAUGAUAUUAAUGGAGCACUGGAACCAUCAAACAUUGACACCAGCAUCCUGGAAGAAUAUAUCGGCAAGGAAGACUCACCAGAUAUUUCUGAUUUGGACUCCAUCUCUGAAAUCCCAGCCUCUGCUGGCUACCCUCAUGCCCAACCUUCCAGCUCUGCCAGUGUCGGUGUAUCUGUUUCCAAUGCUGGCCAUGCUUCUAAUGCUGCGUCUAGUGGCCCCCUCCAUCAUGGCCUUCCAAGCACCCAAGUCCCCAUCCGGCACAGUCUCCACCAUGGCCCCCCUGGCAACCAAGUUCCAAUCCGGCAUGGCCCCCCAUUGCCCAGUCCAUGUGGACCCAGCUACAGUACUCACCUCAACUGCAAUAACAACAAUGGCAUGGUGAUGCCCAAGGGGUACCUCAGCAGCCACUGCCUCACCAACAUUGCCCCUCCAAUCAAAUCAGAGCUGAAGGCCUCCUAUGCACCUGGCACUUUACCCGACUCUCCCCCGGACUCUGGAUCAGAGGCAUACUCCCCCCAGCAGGUGAAUGAUCCUCACCUCCUUCGAACCAUGACUCCUGAGAAUAUGUGUCAUAUAACUCCCCCUUCCCGCCUGGAGCAUCCACCCCCUCCUCCACCGCCACCCCCUCCACCAUCCCACCUCCAAGGGCCGCCUCCUCCUCCUCCACCACCACCACCACCACCUCACCCACACCAGCAGCCACACAGCCAUCACUAUCCCAGCAUGCAGCGGGACAUGUACAUGAAGGCUGAGUCUCUGAUGCCCCAGUUCACUAUUGGACAAGGCAUGUCACCUGGAGAUCUCCACCAUGCCCAGCAGUCACAGAUGCUUCACCAGCUGCUGCAGCAGCAUGGAGCAGAACUUCCAGUGCACCCUGCCAAGAAGAGGAAACACUCAGAGUCGCCCCCAAAUACUCUCAAUGCCCAGAUGCUUAAUGGGAUGAUAAAGCAGGAGCCAGGGACAGGGUCUGUGCCUCUCAACCCUGACAGAGCCCAAACACCUCCUUGGCAUCAGCAGGGGGCGCUCUCACCAGGCCUUAUUCAGGACAAUGACAGCUUGAAUGGCUCCUACUUGGAUCCCAAUUACCAGUCUAUAAAAUGGCAGCCACAUCAACAGAACAAGUGGGCAACUCUGUAUGAUGCCAACUACAAGGAGCUACCGAUGCCCACAUACCGGGUGGAUGCAGAUAAAGGCUUCAACUUCUCUGUGGGCGAUGAUGCUUUUGUGUGCCAGAAGAAGAAUCACUUCCAGGUCACGGUCUAUAUUGGUAUGAUUGGAGAUCCUAAGUAUGUCAAGACCCCCGAAGGCUUGAAGCCGCUUGAAUGCUUCUAUUUGAAACUGCACGGAGUAAAGUUGGAGGCCUUGAACCAGUCCAUCAACAUAGAGCAGUCGCAGUCUGACCGCAGCAAACGGCCCUUCAACCCUGUCAUGGUCAAUUUACCUCCGGAGCAGGUUACAAAGGUCACUGUGGGACGGUUGCACUUCAGUGAGACAACAGCCAAUAACAUGAGGAAGAAGGGCAAGCCCAAUCCCGAUCAGAGGUACUUCAUGUUGGUUGUGGCCUUGCAAGCUCAUGCCCAAAGCCAGAACUACACUCUGGCUGCUCACAUCUCGGAGCGCAUCAUUGUUAGACAAAGGGCCGGUUCGGGGUUAAAACACAAACAGAGGGCGGACGGGGACCCCGGAGUCUGCAGACAAGCCUCUAACCCAGGCCAAUUUGAGAGUGACAGCGAUGUACUUUGGCAACGUGCUCAGCUCCCUGACACCGUCUUUCACCACGGCAGAGUUGGCAUCAACACAGACCGCCCAGAUGAAGCCUUGGUCGUCCAUGGCAACGUGAAAGUCAUGGGCUCCCUUAUGCACCCAUCAGACAUCCGAGUGAAAGACGACAUCCAGGAAGUGGAUACCACAGAACAGCUGAAGAGAAUCUCCCGUAUGCGACUGGUGCACUAUAACUACAAGCCAGAGUUUGCUGCCACCGUAGGCCUGGAGAACACAUCAGAGACAGGUGUCAUUGCUCAGGAGGUGAGGGAGAUUCUCCCAGAAGCAGUGAAAGACACUGGGGACAUGGUCUUUACCAGUGGGAGGACUGUAGAGAACUUCCUAGUGGUGAAUAAGGAGCGCAUUUUCAUGGAAAAUGUAGGGGCUGUGAAAGAGCUUUGCAAACUGACUGAUAACCUGGAGACACGGAUUGAUGAGCUGGAGAGAUGGAGUCAUAAACUCGCCAAACUCAAGCGACUGGACAGUAUGAAAUCAACUGUUAGCUCUGGAGCAUUCAGCCAAGCAGGGAGUCAGUUUAGCCGUGCAGGAAGUGUGCCACACAAAAAGAGGCCCCCCAAAAUGUCCAGCAAGUCCCCUUCGGUGGUCACGGAUCAAGCGUGCAUCAGCCAACGUUUCCUUCAAGGCACCAUCAUUGCCCUGGUGAUCAUCAUGGCAUUCAGCGUGAUAUCCAUGUCUACCCUCUAUGUGCUGAGCUACCGCAAUGAGGAAGACGUUGUGGAUAUAGAAGGUUCUUUUGCUGUGCCGACCACUUGCCUCCUGGCUCUCUUUCGGCACAGGGGUCCUGGCAUCCCAGUUGCCCUGUGUCCACGGUCCAGUCAGAACAUUGAUAAGAAUCAGAUUAUGUUUUCUACUGCUGCCUCAUCAAACACACCUGAUGAUGCUUCCCUUAAACAGCGUGCCACAACACAUGUGCCUGAAUCUCUCUAUGACUUGCCUGCCCAUAGCAUAUUAGUCUGUUUCGACCCGCCUUGUUUCUCCAUGUGCUGUUCUCCUUUUCUGAACACCAUUCCAAACAACAUAUCUUCUGAUGCAGCUUCUGAGACUACCACUCCAGUCACCAACAACCGGACAGAUCAAAGCCUCAUGUCACUGCUGCCAGUGACCAACAUCAAAGCUAAAUCGAGAGGAAUCACUGGCAAGGUGACUUUCCAUACAAAGUGGCCAAAGACCUCUGAGAGAUCACGGGGCUUCAGCAGCCCCAAUGCCAGCCCAUCCUCCCCCUUCACCCACAUCCAAGGCAAGUCCAAAUACAUCUCCAACCUCCCUCUGACACGCAACAGCUUCUCCCCUGGGCAGACACGGCAGCGGCGCAGCACCAUCAGCCAAUCAGACUCUGAGGAGCCCAGCACAGGAAGCACCAGCCAGGAGGGAAAAGCUCCUGUGCUCCAGUCCAUAUCACUUAUAGAGAGCAACGUGGUCAUCACGCCUCAGGCCUGUGCUGCUGGUGAUGAAUGCAGGACGGGGAACAUCACGUACCGCAUCCCCAUCAGCAAGUUUACUUCGGUGAACACAAAUCUUACUCUGGAGAUGAACGCCUCCUCUGCUGUGUCUGGCUAUUUUUGUGGUUUUGCCUCCAGCAACCCAUGUCAGCACAACACUGUGAACACGGACAGCUUCUCUGAUGCAGCAGGCACCCAGGUAGGACCGCAAAGUAUCAUGGCUGGCAGGUGCUUGCCAGUUGCACCCCUAAGUUGCUGCUCAUAAUAGAAAAGGAAAUUG
Molecule: messenger RNA, 3922 nt
Organism: Lacerta agilis (Sand lizard)
Lineage: Eukaryota; Metazoa; Chordata; Lepidosauria; Squamata; Lacertidae
Gene: MYRF
Product: myelin regulatory factor
Exons: 26
Coding region: 374-3907 (1177 amino acids)
Biological process (GO): positive regulation of DNA-templated transcription; central nervous system myelin maintenance; protein autoprocessing
Cellular component (GO): endoplasmic reticulum membrane; nucleus
Molecular function (GO): sequence-specific DNA binding; DNA-binding transcription factor activity
Source: RefSeq, a predicted model, not a curated record